GGGCUCUGCACCAACGCCACGGUGGCCGCCCGCCUCAGGACCUUCCUGCUGCCCGCGCCCCACGCCGCAGGAAAUUCCAGUGAUUCAGAAGAAGACCAGAACGCCAGUAGCAUAGAGAAUCAAGCUAUUCCCAACUCUCACAGAGUGUCAGAUUCCAAAGCUCAUCAACACCAUACCAAAAUAGAUAUCAUCAGGAAAGAACAAGCCAAAAAUACUCAGCGCUAUAAAGUGGAAUAUGAUUCACAAAGUACAGACACAUUGAAUUUCUCUUCUGAAUCCAAACAAGAGACUGAAUAUGGUCCCUGCCGUAGAGAAAUGGAAGACACAUUAAAUCACCUUAAGAUCCUGAAUGUCUUGAGUCCAAGAGGAUUCCAUAUUCCAAACUGUGACAAGAAGGGUUUCUACAAGAAAAAGCAAUGCCGCCCUUCCAAAGGCCGAAAGAGGGGUUAUUGCUGGUGUGUGGAUAAAUAUGGACAGCCACUCCCUGGAUAUGAUGGUAAAGGAAAAGGAGAUGUCCACUGCUAUAACUUGGAAAGUAAAUGAGUGUCAGAAGCCAUCUCCUAUGGAAUCUGUGUGCCAGUUUGACCCAUCAGAGACUUUGGAGGGACUGGAGAAAAAGCGUGGACUGCAUUGGACUUGGAGUUAUGAGUUCUGCCUCCUACUGAUAUUGUGGGAUUCAUUGACUCGAGGGACUCCGCAGCUGCACCCUGCCACUGACACACUUCCAGCUUUCUAUAGAACAUAUAGGGAGCUCUGAAUUUCCAAGUAAAUCUGCACUAUUGAUCCCCAGAUAGAAAAAGAAAACGCACUUCAGAAUGGAUUCAGGGAGUCUCCACUGACUUUUUAAAGAAUGGCCUGUGACCAAUUUGAUCCCGUCUUAUCCCAAUAAGAUACUGUUUUAUUUUAAAGAAUUUAUAGAUUGUAAGCCUGUAAAAAAACAUUAAAAACCCAAGGAUUUAAAGUUUUAAGCUUUUUUUAUACAGGUCUGACGGGAAACUUAUCUUCACGGGUAAAAUGUUUUAUAAAAAUCUCAAAGAACUUUUUAGAGAAGCGUGUUUCUAAAAUAAAGACGUGGCUAUUUUUUCUGUAAAAUAUAUUAUGAAUAUUCUGUUAGUCUGUAUUUAAUAUAAUUGUUUUUUUAAUAAACUUUAUUUAAAUGUAACAUGAAUACCAAAUGUUACACAAUAAUUUUGGUGUAUUCUACUGAACCUAUGCAAGUAAAAAAAAAAAAAAAACAACAAAAAAGCAAGGGGAUUAUAAAUAGAAUCACAUUUAUAUGAAUACUUACUUAAUCUGGAUGAUCCAAAAUUGUUUUGCUGAGUGAAGAAUAUGUUUCCUAAAGAGGCUAAGUUUCCCAGUGUUUUAAUCUGUCUCUUUCUUUAUUGAUAUAUAUAGGCACACAUCACUGUAAUAUUUAGGUGCAAGGUAGAAAAUUAAUACUUCCAUUGAAACUGACCAUAACAGAGUCCUCUGUACUCUCUAACACACUGCAGCUGCUGUAACACAGCUUCUUUUUCUUCCAUCCCCCUUUAAAAUUGUUAAUACUAGCUUCAUUUUUUGUCCACAAGUAUUUUUCCUUCUAAUUAUGAAACUAUUUAAAACUUUUUUUAAAACUUGUAUCCAUUUUAUGUUGCCUUGUUGCAGUAAGCAAACUGAAGACCAUAUUCUACCUUCCUUCUGCCUGAGAAACUCCCAUUAAAGUCAGUGCCAAAAAUGUGUGGGCAUGAGGAUGUGGAACAACUGUGAGAUGUUGGGGACACAAUUUUGCCAUCAUGUGGUUGCAAUUUACUGACUUCAGUGGGCAUUGCCUGCACCUGAGGGCUCAGUUGGAAGCAUUUAAUCCUGAAAAUCUAUUUUCUCUUUUAAUUUUAAUUCUAGAGACAGUGCGUUUUCAAUCGGAGAUUCUUUCAGUUAAGGAGACAUUUGGAGCUAGCUUGAGUCAGACUGCCCAUUGCAAUUCACGAGAUAUUAUAUGUAAAAAAUCAGUGGGAGCAUAUGACCCAUGGAGUUUAACAUACUUUAUGUCAGUGAAUGGUGCAACCUUAAAAAAUUUCAACCUAAUUUCUUAUCGG
This is a messenger RNA of Alligator sinensis (Chinese alligator), 2072 nucleotides long. It is a transcript of the gene IGFBP3, whose product is annotated as insulin like growth factor binding protein 3. NCBI's taxonomy places the organism in Eukaryota, Metazoa, Chordata, Crocodylia, Alligatoridae. Gene Ontology annotation, cellular component: extracellular region. Gene Ontology annotation, biological process: regulation of insulin-like growth factor receptor signaling pathway. The record is from RefSeq and is a predicted model, not a curated record. Gene Ontology annotation, molecular function: insulin-like growth factor I binding; insulin-like growth factor II binding; fibronectin binding. The transcript has 4 exons. The annotation marks the transcript as partial.